AGUACAAUGAAAUAUAAAUUUGUUAAUCCUAUAAUCUGUACUAAAUAUGUGGCCAUGUAAUUCUACAUACACCAUGGUGCACUUGUAUCCACAUAAAUCGAAUUUGUCAGUACUGUUGUGAUUGAAAGUGCUUUAAUGACUUGGCCCAGUUUCGUUGAUCCCUCAUAGUCAGGACUUCGAUGCUGUGCAUUCAAGUGGGUGUCCUAGUUUCCGAGACAUUCAUAUUUUGUGACUAUCUGUGCUUUUUUACAUUAUUUAUUUUGUGGCCAGUUGUCUCAACAUUGCUCAGGUUUAGUAGGGUGACAGUAUCUUGCUCUUGGGUAUGUUGGUGAGGAUCAUCCAGAGUGAGGGCCCAGAAUGCACCUGGAAGGAAAGUGUGUCACCAUGUCCUCAGCCGAGGCUGACAGGUGUUCUUUUUGGGGGCGCUGGCACAUGGUAUUCUUGCAGUGUGUGAAUGUGUAUAUGGGAUUAUCUCAUGUUUCUCUUUAAAGACCCUGGUGAGAAAAUCCGAGCUGGAUGAUCUUCUCCACUAAGCCCUGUCAUGCACCCUCCUUGACGAUGAAUACUUUGGUUCUGUAAAAGAAUCAACUCAACCCUGCCAAAGAAAGGCACACAAAGUUAGCGGCAUUUUUAUCUCAAACUCAGGUCAUUUGUAUGUAUUUUGCAAGGUGGUUAAUUUGUACAAAUUCGCAUGAUCUCACUCAUGCGUACCCCUAAACCUACCUGUCAGUGGUACGUCAAAUCGUACAAGUGACGAUGUACAAAUAAGCCAAAAUAUAAAAUGCAUUUGAAUUGGUUGAAAAAUAAUGUUACCUUUCUGUUGUCAUGCAAGCAUGCCACAUUGUUAAAUCACAGUAAGUAGCAUUGCCUUUUGUUUGUGUCCAUUCCUGUUGUGUCCCAUCCACAACCCAACUGUGUCAAACAGUAUGUUGCUCAUGAUAUUUAUCAUUUAUUCAUGUGCCAGACUUUAAUUGUGAAUGGAAAAUCUGCACGACUUUUCUGACACUGCCAAAUGCCCUACUGAGUAGAUAUCCUGUACCUACCCUCCUUUGCACUAAUGAACCUGACAUUUGUUUCUUUUACAGGGACACCGGGGGAACUAACAUUUCAAGUUGAUAUUUUUCAAAGAUGUGCCACAUGAAAAAGGUCAAAGGCAAGUCUCUCUUUUUUCCCUGGUGAUGCCUGCCAGAAAGGUCAAGGUUACAAUAUGACCUAUGGGAGUAUUGUGUAAUUCCAUUGGGCUGUGCCAUGCUAUUCUCCAGUGCGUGUGAUGUAAGAGGAAAGCUGUCUGUGGUCACAGCAUGUGUUCUAUUUGCCUGGAGAUUUACAGCAGCACAGGAGUAAACAUGAAUUCAGAAUACAGACCGACAAAAAUAAACAACAACAGCUGGAAAAGCGAUGAGUAAUGACCGCUUUCAAGAGCGCACUGGAGAAGAGGGCAGUAAUCUGUAUGCACACAGCCCCAUGUUAAUCGUCACAUCCAUCACCAUGGCAAUGGAGCCAGAAUAUAAAAUUAUGCACUAUGCCGACUGAAUCGGAGGACAAGAGAAAAGAAGCUAAAUGUGUUGCCAACAAGUCAUUAGUCGUUUAUCCAGAAUGGAAUUAGACUUGCAACCACAGCCUUGGGUCAAAUGUGCUAUGGGCACCACGGUUCAGCUGGCACGCAAUCAAGAGCAGAAGCGUAUGGACCAAGAUACAGAUCAGCAGAUAGAGUACAUUUGAAUUAAAGAAUCAGAAUUCCCUUUCGACCGUGGGUAAACCGAGUGGGCUACACCUCCUCUUCAGUCGUCACACUCCCCUCCCCUCUCCAUGCCCCCAGCGCUUCCCAGUCUCUGGUUCACUCGUCUCUGUUUACCUCUCUGCUAAUCCCUUGCAUUGCGCGCUCUCUCUCUUCCCCACAUUCUCUCGAUCGCUGUCUCUCCUCCCCUUUCAUGCUCAGAGCCAGCGGGCUGCCACACGACCCACACUGCCUGCUACAUGAUCUCGUGGAAAACAGAGCUCCGUGUCUUUGUAGCCGCUUGCUGUUGCUCGAGCCUUUGUAGAUUGCAAUCUAGGAGACAAGGAAAGAUGCCUUCGCGACAACCCUGACUCCUGUUAUCUCCAGAUGCUCUCCUGUCCCCUUUCCUAGUAUCUCACCCCCUGACCCUUUACCCCAUCCCCUCUCCUCUACCCCUCUCCAAACCUCCCUCUCUUAAUCCCCCCAAUCUCCCCUUCACCUCGCACCCUCUUGACAAUGUUCUCAUGUGUUCGCUGGUUUCAGCCUUUCCUUGCCUUGCUCUCCUCUACCUUGUUAACUUGGGGGUACAACUGCCCAUCCAGCUGCUUGUGUCCAGACCAUCACACCGUGGACUGCACAGGUCAAGGACUCACCCGUCUUCCAGACUCCAUCCCUUUGGACGUACGGAGGCUCCUUCUGUCUAACAACUGGAUUCCCUGGAUCCCUUCUGAUUUCCUGGUUCUCUACAGUGAUUUAGUGUACCUGGAUCUGAGGAAUAACUCCCUGACAAGGCUGGAGCCUGGGACUCUGAGCACAUCCUCCAGACUGGUCUACCUGGACCUGGGAAGCAACAACUUGACUGAGAUCCCCUCAGGAACUUUCGGGGAAUCCCGUAGUCUGAUCAAGCUACGGCUGGGGAACAAUCCAUAUUUGAAUAUGGUCAGCGAGGACGCCUUUGCGGGCCUCACUUCCUUACGAGAGCUUGAGCUGGAGAGGAAUCCUCUCUCCGGCCUGGACGUUGGGGUGUUGAGCCAGUUGCCUUCUUUGCGGGUGAUACGCCUGGAAGGGAACCCCUGGUUGUGCAAUUGCAACUUUGCCAAACUCUUUCUGUGGCUAUUGGAAAAUCGUCACAAGCUCCCAACUGGGUUAGAUGGUAUGGAGUGCUCUCUUCCUGGGGACGGGCGGCAGGUGUCCCUCAGUGUGCUUUCUGAGGACAGUUUCCGGGAGUGUCAAGGAUUGCUGACUCUCACUGAUUAUCUCAUAGUAAUUUUUUCUGGAAUUUGUAUUUCAGUGGCAGCCAUUAUUGCCAGUUUCUUUCUGGCCUCCACUAUCCACUGUUUCCAGCGGCUCAAAUCCAAAAGGACAGAUGAAGAGGAGGCAGAGGACUAAGGGGACAGAAUCAUUGGACAGAAUGGAGAUUACGAAUUACCCAUAAUGCACCACACAGUGGAAGCCAAGGGAUUGGAUAAAGAGGUGAAAAACCUUAUUUCCAUGACAAAAGAACCCUGAAUUAGGCCCCUGUGUGACCAGGCUGAGGCUGCUAGAGCCGUCUCAAAUCUCACAACCUUCAUCCGUGAUGCUUGAAUGGAGCGUCACGUUUUUUAUACUUGAACACCAAUGAUUGAAUUGAGCCUUAAGACUAAAACUGUUCGUGACAAUGCAGUGUCUCAUGCCCCGUAUUGAAAAGUGAUCAGCAUUAUAUUUUGACAACAAAUAGCAGCAAUGGUCAUUUUAUGGAUAUGUGUACAUGAUAUUUUUGGUAUUGUGUACAUGAAUCUUGCUCAGUUUUAGUACGGUUUAGCUACUUGCACUUUAAAGUACAGAUGACAUAUUGCACACAAUCCCAGUGAGCCAUACUGUAAGCCAUUUUUCAUACAGUAAAUCAUGAUGACACUUAUCACCAAAGAAUGAACAUAAAAUGAGCAUACGUUGUGACAUACAGAACAUGUUUUUCAUUUAAAAGUUUCAAAACACCAGUCAAUUUGGUUUUAUUAUAAAUAUCAUAAAAUAUGUUUGGUUAUCCACGACUUCGUUAAUGUCACGCAUACUCUUAAUACGCUUGCUGUAGAUACAGAUGGGUCGCAAUUAUAUACUGUAUAUCAAGUACUCAAUCACGGUUAUUUUAAAGGCUAAAUUAAAAGGGAAAUUUUUGUCCUUCAUUUUAUGUCGAUUUUGUCUCGUAACAUUUUUUCCUUUUUUUACUUUAUGUUAUGACUAAAUAAACAUUGACGCCAAAGUGUUUAAAAAUAUGAAUUAUUAUGCCUUAAUCUUUUUCCCCACACAUAUUGUACCUGAUUCCAAGUGGGUAGCUCUCUUUUAAUACAAUAUUAUAUUAUAUUAUAUUAUAUUAUAUUAUAUUAUAUUAUAUUAUAUUAUAUUCAGUGUCGAGGGGUGACUAGUUACAUGUCUGAUGCCA
This is a messenger RNA of Puntigrus tetrazona (Sumatra barb), 4133 nucleotides long. RefSeq names its product leucine rich repeat containing 38a (gene lrrc38a). Lineage: Eukaryota; Metazoa; Chordata; Actinopteri; Cypriniformes; Cyprinidae. Gene Ontology annotation, molecular function: voltage-gated potassium channel activity; potassium channel activator activity; transmembrane transporter binding. Gene Ontology annotation, cellular component: voltage-gated potassium channel complex. The record is from RefSeq and is a predicted model, not a curated record.